AUGACAUGUAAAUGGUGUAGCUCUACUGUAGCAGCAUCUGGAGAAUUAAAACUUGUGCCUUAUGAUGCUCAAACAUCAAAUCUUUCCAUUUCUCAGAAAUGGAAUCAGGAUUCCGCCUUAAUUGGGAGCUCUCCGAUUUUCUUUUUAAGGUAUGGUUGGUUUGGUAAGGGUGAAGAAGGUAACAACAUUAACAAUGGUAUUGGUAUUGGUGGAAGUGUGGGAAUGGGAUUGUCUACAUUGGAAUGGGUUGAUAGUCUUACUAACAUAAGCGUAGGUGAUCUGCUCUCUGAGGUAUCCCAUAAUGCAGUGGGUCCCACUCUAUGUCAUCAGCAGAUUUCAUACAGCUGUGAUUCUUUUGAUGCUGCAAUUGCUGCCCACAUUAACAAAAUCAUCAUGCCAAAAAUAAUGGAUUCCCAUCCACCACCAUUCAGUCUUCAAUUUAUGAUGCAGAGGAAACAUGUGAUGUCUUUUCCUUCCCUAAGAAUACUGAGAAACUACUGA
This is a messenger RNA of Lactuca saligna, 501 nucleotides long. NCBI's taxonomy places the organism in Eukaryota, Viridiplantae, Streptophyta, Magnoliopsida, Asterales, Asteraceae. The record is from the annotation of a GenBank genome assembly.